Hibiscus syriacus is the source of this 1749-nucleotide messenger RNA. Its product is annotated as putative protein NRT1/ PTR FAMILY 2.14. Gene Ontology annotation, molecular function: transmembrane transporter activity. The transcript is spliced from 4 exons. Bases 1 to 1749 code for a protein of 582 amino acids. Gene Ontology annotation, biological process: transmembrane transport. Gene Ontology annotation, cellular component: plasma membrane. Lineage: Eukaryota; Viridiplantae; Streptophyta; Magnoliopsida; Malvales; Malvaceae. The record is from RefSeq and is a predicted model, not a curated record.
AUGGUGGACGAGACUGGCAGGAAAAUUCCCGAUACCUGCAGCUUGAUUCCUGUUUCAGAUGAAGAAAACGGCUCUUGUUCAAAUCAUAGAAGGCCUGCAGGAUGGAAAGCUGUUCCUUUCGUAUUAGCAAAUGCAACGUUCGAGAGACUUGCGUCGUACGGAUUGAUGGCGAAUUUUAUGGUGUACCUACAGAGGGAGUAUCACAUGAACCAGAUUCAGGCAGCUACCAUCCUUAACGCCUGGUCAGGCGCGUCGAACUUUGCGCCGGUUGUUGGAGCGUAUGUCUCCGAUUCAUUCAUCGGCAAAUUUUGGACCAUCGUUCUUGGAUCCUUUGCAUCUCUAUUGGGAAUGAUGAUCAUGACGUUAACAGCUUUAUUACCGUGGCUGCGGCCUCCGCCUUGCACCGGCGAAGAACUUAAACACGGCCAAUGCAUGCCCUACAAUAACGAGCAACUUGGCGUUCUGAUCGCCAGCUUAUGCUGGUUGUCCAUCGGCACCGGUGGAAUCAAACCCUGCUGUAUUCCCUUCAGUGUCGAUCAAUUCGAUUUGACGACGGAAGAAGGCCGGAAAGGAAACAACAGUUUCUACAAUUUAUACUACACCACUCAAACAAUCGUCUUGAUGAUCACUCAAACUAUUGUCGUCUAUAUCCAAAAUGAUGUUAGCUGGGCGUUAGGGUUUGGGAUCCCAACGCUUUGCAUGAUCUUCUCAAUCGUUUUGUUCUUCAUCGGAACAAAAGUUUACGUGUACAUAAGGCCGGAAGGAAGUAUUUUCACCGGUGUCGCACAAGUUUUCGUCGUUGCUUAUAGAAAACGUCGGCUUUAUCUUCCGGUCGACGGAGUUGGUGACCGAUUCUAUGAUCCUCUAUUGACGAGAAGCUUGCUUAGGGUUAAAGAACUUCAUCUCACUACACAGUACAGUUUCUUAAACAAAUCGGCUCUAGUGAUGGCUGAUGAAGUGAACUCAGAUGGUUCAUGUGUAAAUCCAUGGCGGUUAUGUACUAUCCAACAAGUCGAAGAUGUUAAAUGCCUUUUAAACAUCAUCCCAAUAUGGCUAACCAGCAUCCUCGGCUUCCUCGCCAUGAAUCAACAAGGUACGUUCACCGUCGCCCAAGCCCUAAAAAUGGACCUCAGAUUCGGUUCCCUCUUUAAAAUCCCCGCCGGUUCGAUCGGCAUCGUUACACUCAUCGCCAUCGCCAUAUGGCUACCGUUCUACGACCGAGUCCUGGUUCCAGCCAUCGAGAAAAUCACGAAACUCGAAGGCGGGAUAACGGUCCUUCAACGGAUGGGGAUCGGAAACCUUUUCUCGGUCCUAACGAUGCUGGUUUCGGGACUCAUCGAAAUGAAACGAAGAAGCUCGGCCCUUUCCCACGGUGGCGCAGACGGAGUUUCUCCCAUGUCGGUCAUGUGGUUAGCACCGCAGCUCAUCCUUAUUGGCUUCUCGGAGAUCUUCAGUAUCGUGGGACUCAUCGAGUUUUACAACAGACAGUUCCCUGAGAAUAUGAGAAGCAUUGGGAAUUCACUGAUUUACUUGACGUUUUCAUUGGCGAGUUACGCGAGCAACUGGGUGAUCGCUAUUGUUGAUGAUGUUACGGGGAGAGAUGGAACCAGCUGGUUGACGGAUGACAUAAACACGAGCAAAUUGGAUAAAUUUUACUUCUUGAUAGCUGGGAUUUCUUUGCUCAACUUUGUCUUCUUCAUGUUUGGAGCUCGAAGGUAUCAUUACAAGGGCAGUGUUACAAUCGUGUAG